Molecule: messenger RNA, 1407 nt
Organism: Odobenus rosmarus divergens (Pacific walrus)
Lineage: Eukaryota; Metazoa; Chordata; Mammalia; Carnivora; Odobenidae
Gene: VTA1
Product: Vps20-associated 1 homolog (S. cerevisiae)
Exons: 8
Coding region: 55-975 (306 amino acids)
Biological process (GO): late endosome to vacuole transport via multivesicular body sorting pathway
Cellular component (GO): multivesicular body
Source: RefSeq, a predicted model, not a curated record
GAAGCGGAAGUGUCGGUGGCGCGCGAGUAGGAAGUGGUGAUUCCUGGAAUAGAGAUGGCCGCGCUUGCUCCGCUGCCCCCACUACCCCCCCAGUUUAAGAGCAUACAGCAUCAUCUGAGGACGGCUCAGGAACAUGACAAGCGGGACCCUGUGGUGGCUUAUUACUGUCGUUUAUAUGCAAUGCAAACUGGAAUGAAGAUUGAUAGUAAAACUCCUGACUGUCGUAAAUUUUUAUCAAAGCUAAUGGAUCAGUUAGAAGCUCUUAAGAAACAGUUGUGUGAUAAUGAAGCUAUUACUCAAGAAAUAGUUGGUUCUGCCCAUUUGGAGAAUUAUGCUUUGAAAAUGUUUUUGUAUGCAGAUAAUGAAGACCGUGCUGGACGAUUUCACAAAAACAUGAUCAAGUCCUUCUAUACUGCAAGUCUUUUAAUAGAUGUCAUAACAGUGUUUGGAGAACUCACUGAUGAAAAUGUGAAACACAGGAAGUAUGCAAGGUGGAAGGCAACAUAUAUCCAUAAUUGUUUAAAGAAUGGAGAGACUCCUCAAGCAGGGCCUGUUGGAAUUGAAGAAGAUAAUGAUGUUGAAGAAAAUGAAGAUGCUGGAGCAACAUCCCUGCCGACUCAGCCACCUCAGCCAUCAUCUUCGACUUACGACCCAAGCAGCAUGCCAUCCGGCAGCUUCUCUGGCAUACAGAUUCCUCCCGGCGCGCACGCUCCAGCUAAUACACCAGCAGAAGUGCCUCACAGCACAGGUGUAGCAAGUAAUACUAUCCAACCUACUCCACAGACUAUUCCAGCUAUUGAUCCUGAACUUUUCAGUACAGUCUCCCACGGGGAUAUCCGUCUAACACCAGAGGACUUUGCUAGAGCCCAGAAAUACUGCAAAUAUGCUGGCAGUGCUUUGCAAUACGAAGAUGUCAGCACUGCUGUGCAGAAUCUACAGAAGGCCCUCAAGUUACUAACUACAGGCAGAGAAUGAAGCCUUUGUACAGUAGAUCCAUGCAUUUUUGGCUUAAAGAACUAACAGUCCAUUACUCUAUCUUCAGCCUAUCAGGAGCACAGUUUUAAGGAAGACUUCAGUUGCAUUGACUAUAACAAUGAAAUCUGUGUCUGUUUAUCAGAUUCCUGUUGAAGCAUUCAGCAGCAGCCUCAACCAGUUUUCAUUGUCCAUUUAGUGGAUCCAGUAAUCUCCGGGUAUACAGGGCUGAUGUGAGCAAAAUCCUAAAAAUGCCCAUUAAAUCCUGCUUCAGAAAACGAAAACACACUUCUAUAAAAUGUAUUGGGGUUCACAUUGUAUCUUAAUAUACAUAAAUUAAGGAUUUUUUAAUCAUAAUUUGGACACACAGACUAUAUUAUUUUGCUAUAAAAUUCUAAAUUUAACUUUUAAUAAAAAUUGCCAGAAUAUGCUAGA